Molecule: messenger RNA, 4026 nt
Organism: Talaromyces amestolkiae
Lineage: Eukaryota; Fungi; Ascomycota; Eurotiomycetes; Eurotiales; Trichocomaceae
Exons: 3
Coding region: 1-4026 (1341 amino acids)
Source: RefSeq, a predicted model, not a curated record
AUGGCUCAUCAACAACCCCCUCUCGCGGUGUGCAUCCCAUUGAGCGUGGAUGCCUUCAUCCUUAAUGAGCAUGUCGUCAACAGUGGCAAGGCAGUUAUUGCUCCAUUCUCACUGCCUGACUAUGGCGGUCUGGAGCCUGGAGAUCGUCUUCAACAUGAUGUGAUUCCACAUCUGAACCUACGCUCAGCCACUGUCGCGAAGACCAAUGAUCGUUUAUCUGAUCUCGACUCGGGUGAAUCUCGUCGUGACCGUUUGGGCGUCUAUCUACAUUGGACUAUCCCCAAACCGUUUCGCACAGGUCUCGCAGCAUCAGAAUCGGCUAGUGAUUCAUACCUGAAAGAGCGCACAAAGAAAGGCCUCCCGAAAGAGAAGAGAGAAACCACGACGGGGUCGACGGAGUUUGUCGCCGUACCUGACCGAUGGAUUGUGAUUCGACGCAUACACACGUCCACUCCAGCACAAGCAACGUAUGCCCAAUUCUCGGCUUUUGUUAUAGAAAGCAAUCGGGUGCGCCGCCUCGAUCGUGAAGAGUUCGCCGUUCUCGACCUUGAUACCGAGGCUGCGCCAUUCGUGGACCACCAGGGUACCACCAAUGCUCAGCAUGGAGUAUUCCUCGGCGCGAAGUAUCACCUAGAAGAUUGGCAAGGUGUUUGGGACCCAGCUGCUGUAGAUCCUCAGAGUUUUCAUAUUCCUCUGACGAUUGCCGACUCGGCCAACCCGCUGUUUACCGACUUUCAGCAUCACUGCAUGAAUGUGUUUGCCAUGCAUGACGAUCUGACUUAUUAUUCCGUGGAAAAUAAUACUAUGUGCACACUAGAAAGUGCCGAUAUAUCGUAUCUUGUUCUUGGUUAUCAUGGACUUGAGCAACAUGAUCCUCUGGCCAACGGGGAAGUGUCAAGUAAUAGCGCGUUACUUUCAACUCAUGGCAUGAAGUUAAGGUCAGAGGAGCAAGUGGAUUGGCUUAAAAGUCAGCCAAAGGAUAGUCGUAUCCGUUCUCUCUGUCAUGGGAGAGCUGACCAUGUAGUAUGGUCGUUGAAGCAAGCUCCUAGGAAAAUMCCUGCCGAUGAAGUUGCAGAGCAUUUUGCUCGCCUUCAUCCAGUUGCGGUGGGGACUGACCUUCUAGAUGCUUUAACAGCUUCGUAUCUGUCACCGGCAGACCCGAAAAAGGCGGAUGCCAAACUGGCAGCUGCGUUCAAGCACCUUGAAAUCUUAGCUGCCAACCCCAGUGACGAUGGGUCCGAUUCGAGUCAGGGAGCGCAACAGAAAGCCAGCCACUACAGACCAGCGCAUGGAGGACAUACCUGGAAGCUAAAGAAAGUCUCCAAUACAAAGAAGACUGCCGACAGCAUGUCUUCCAUAUCAUCAUCAUCCUCACAGCCUACUGUCACGCAAGCGAAACCCACGUCUCCAAAAUCAACGACCAAUCCAAAGACAAGCCCAUCUGCCCAAAUAGCUACAAAGCUUGACAGCGACAAUAAGCCACCAGCCGAAACGCUUCAGAUGCUGCACGAUCUCAACUCUACCCAGAAACUUCUGGAUUCAGCCACCAGACACUAUCAUCUUCUACAACACCUGCUUUUCUGUGAAUGGUGGAAAGCCCGCGCGGCUGGUUACGGAGAUUCCAAUGCUUCCACAAGUGACGAACUUGAUGACGGAUUCCACAGCAUGCGAUCGUGGUACAAAACUCAUUUGAACGAAACUCGCAGCCGGUUGCGCAGAAUACUGGGUGACCUCAUGAAACUUAAUCGGGGUGAUGGAAAGUCUGGUAUUUUGGUGACACUAGCCGCACAUAUAGGAGAAUUGAGAAAGCACGGCCCUCGCACAAUUCAGGCGCCCGCAGCACGGUUUUUUAGUACAAGAGACCCGACUAUACUCUUAUCGGAAAUGGAGUCUUCCUGGCCGGAUGACUUCACGGCCGAUAACAUCACUGUGCAACUGAAUACCGAACUUUCGGAUUCGAGGAAGCAAGUACCCCAGAAUGAUGAAGCGUGGCAAAUAUUUCAAGGAAAGUUAACCACCCUCCCUUCCUGGGUCCAUGGAUGCGUUGAUGAUUUGAGGCACGAUUGGCUGCGCCUCGAGGUGGAAAAAGGCACCACUGCGUCUGCUGAACGAAACAACGCCCAAUCUGCUCAGGCAUGGUUCCCUCUUUUCAUUGAAUGGGAGGCAGAUUACUUUCAUAUUCCUAUUGAGCACUGGAAGCUCCAAGAGACCGGUAAUGGUACAGUGAAAUAUGGCAUUAAACGGGAUGCAAAGAUCACAGGCGACCCAAAGAUAACCACGUCUCGUCGCGGAUUAAGUGGACGAAGUGCAAUCUUCCCCGAGGGCCAAAGGUCACUCAGCACUUUAGUCGAUCAGAUGUCACCCCCUACACGAGCCUGUUGCCUGUUCAAGGGUGUUUCCCGCAGCAAAGAUGGGCAGCUAUUUCGACCCGUCACACACGGUCAAGUCCGAUUCACCAAGCUCAAUAUUGUUGACAAGUUCGGUCAGGUCGUCUGUGCAUUUGAUCCACGGCCUGGACAGCCCUUUCGUCCAAUAUAUCCCAGUGUUAGCGAGGAUAUGGCCUGUCAACGCAGCCAUCUUGCUGGGCGAGUAUUUGCGAAUACCGCACUUCCAGAACCAGAAGGUCGGAGUCAGUUUUUCCAGCUCGGACCGCGAGUUAACCAAAAUAUAAGAUUCAAUGCUACCUUCGUUGUGCAAGAAUACGGAAAACAAGAGGCUGGACAAAAAAGCGAUGCGCCUUCAAAGACGAACGGAUCCUGGCGAUCACUCUUAGAAUGGGAAAAUCCCAUCUGGGGCUGGGUCGUUUGUAAUUUCCAGGAUGAUAGUCUACAGGUCUUUCAAGGUGACGGAACUCUCUGCGGCGAGAUUCUUGUCGGUUCUCCGACGAACAAAGGCUUGUGGUUGAACCCCGAUGCAGAUAGCACGCACGCCGUGCCAACUGUAUCCAAUCCAGAACUCGCUGCGUUUAUGGAGAGACUUUCAUCUUCAAAUGAAUUUCUUCACAAAGUGUGGAACAUGGUAGUCGACGCGAACGAGCAUAUUCACCAUGCCCCAAGCACAUUGGCUGAUUUCCUGCCAGCAUUGAUAGGACGACCACUUGCGCUUGUCUCUAUGGGAUGGUCGUUAGAAUUAGCCACAAUGCCAAUGGUGGAUCAAUCUGAUUCUAGAACUCAACAAGACAUGGGCAUUUUUGACUAUAAGUUCGACCUGAAACUUGGAGACCAGAUGAGCUUACAUGAUGGAUUGGUUGCUUACUUUCUUGAAGACGGAGAGGCCUCUGAUAAGGGAUCUAGCUUCACUUUUAAUGAGGUUCAUACAACCUAUGGUCUUAAUGGAGUGAAAAGAGGACUACGGAGACGAAAGGGUGUAGUAUCGCCGUCACAGACCACCUUGACGGGGAAUGUUGCUGAAACUGCAAACCUACCGUCCUCCGCUUCCUCCACUUCCUCCGUCAUCAACACCCCAUCUUCUGGAUCUACUGUUUCCGAAGCCAAACCUGUCUCACAAGUUGUGCGAGCAGAAAACAUACCAUUCACACCUUAUUGGAUUGACCCAAUGCAGUAUGGUUCGGCCAAGAUAGAAGAAUUUGCCGCCGAACAUCACCGGAAACUCCGCAUAUUCGGCGCUCUGGUCGAUCCUUUCCAAAGUAUCAACGGAUUUUCAGGGAUCUUGCCAACAACCUCCCUAAGCAUACCACCUUGGGCUUUGGAUAGUGCUUUGAAGAAGAUGGAGACGUUUAUCCGUGUAGGUCCUUUGUUGAUUCCAAGUGAUCUGCCCACGAGCACUCCUCCAGACUUGACGUCUACGGAAAUCAAACCUACAUCUUUGAGCGUUGCGUCUCCUACUGCAACACUCCCGAUCGACGCCCCGGCAGAAGGCAGCUGGACGUGGAUUCAACCUGUGCAAGCUGAUGCUACUGAUUUUGUCAACCAAAAGUUCAAACUCGUACCAACGUCAAAACAGUUUAUUGUCCCUGAUGGACCGAAGACGGCAGUGGAAGGGUUUUUACGGUUGAUAAGCGAGUGA